AUGGAAAACUAUUUUAAAAAAAAAGUAAAGGAUGUUUUUGCAAUUUUGAAUAAAGAUACUAAUAAUAAAAAUAAAGAUGUUAAUUUAACUGAUAAUGAUAAAGAUUACAAGUCUACGAAAGAAAAGAAUAAAAAUAAAAAUGUGUUAAAUUGUUUCGUUGACAAAAAUAAAAAAGUAAAUGAUAAUUCAAAUAGUUUUAAACAGAUUAUUAUAAAAAAUAGUGACAAAAAUUUAGAUCAAAAUAAUGAUAAGAAUGCUAGUAAAAAAAGAAAAUUAAUAAGAUUACACAACAAAGAAAAUGUUUAUUUAAUUGAUAACUUUAUUAAAAUUAAAAAGAACUGUGAUAUGAAUUAUAUAAAUCAAAAUAAUUUAAAGAAAGAUAGUAAUGCAUUAAACAUAAAUUCUUCAAAUACUCCCAAUUUAUGCGAUUUUAUUUCAAAUAAAAAAGAGCAAAAAGAAAAGAAAAAUAAAACAUUAGAUGAUUAUAUGACUAAAAGUAAAGAAAAAAACUUAAAUGCCUAUGAAAAAAAAUCCAAUGAAUCUAGUAAAAAAGAUGGGUCACCAGAAUGUUUAAAAAAAGGAAAAAAAUAUAAUUUAAUUGAUACAAAAAAAAAUAAUAUAAAAGAAGAAUUAAAAAAUAGUAGUAAUGAAUGUAAGGAACAUAAAAAAGAUGAAACAUAUUGUAUUGAAAGAGUAGAUAGCAAUACAAGUAAAAAAUUAAAAAGCUUGAGUGAAAAAAAAAAAUUAAAAAAACAAAAAAUGAAUGAUAAAAUAAUCAAUGAUAAAGAUAAUUUAAAUUUUUUAAAAAAUAAUGAGAACGAUAAAAAGGUAAAUAGAAUUGAUGAAAUUUUUAAAAUUUUAAUAGAGAAAAAUGAAAAAAAAGAUAAGAGAUAUGAGAAUUUCAAUAAAAGUAUAAAUAUAUCUGUAGAAAAAAAUGCUAACGAAUUUCAUGAAAGUGAUGAAAAUAAGAAAGAUGAAGAUAAUAAUAAUAAUGUUGAAAAUAAUGAAAGAAAUAUUACAGAAAAAUAUGACAAAGAAGAAAAGGAUUACAAUGAGAAUGAUAAUAAUAACUUAAGUGAAAAUAUAAUAAAUAAAAGUCAAAAAACAUAUGAUUACAAUGUAAAUGAAUAUAUCGAUAUGAAUGACAAUAAAACUAAAAGAAAUGAAUUUUUUCAUAAUAAUCUUCAUGAAAAUUCAAAUGAGAAAAUUGAUGAAAAGAAUAGUUACAUUCCACAAUCAUAUAAAUCAAUCAAAGACAAUAAUAUAUUAGACAAAAAUAUGAAAACUGAAGAAAACCAACAUAUAUUUAAGUAUAUAAAAAAUGAUAGUAACAACAAAGAAGAAGUAACCCAAAGUGAAGAAUUAGCAAUUAUUAAUGAUAAUAAAAUUAAUGAAGAAAAAAAUUUUAAUAAUGAUAAUAAUUGCAAUGGUUAUGAAAACCAUAAUAGUGAUAAUAACAAUAUCAAAAGCAAUAGUAAUAAAGAUAGUAAUGAUAGUAAAAUAACGAAGAAUGAUUUAGAUGAACUUCAUAAAUAUUCACCAAAUAACCGUAAUUCAACUUUGAAUACAUAUAACUUUACAAAAAGUCCAAUCAAAAAUAAUAUGAAAGUAAAAGAAUCUAAUCAAAAAAAUAUUGUAUCAAUUAAUGUUAACUAUGAUAAAGGGGAAAAUUGUUUGGAAAAUGUAAAUUUGGAAAAUAGUAUUAACAAAAGUAAAAAUUAUGAUAGUGAAACGAAUAAAACUCCGAAAAAAAAUGAUAAUAUGGAUAAUGAUACUGAAAUGAGUGAUAUUAAAAAUGAAAAUUAUACAAAUGAUUUUAAAUUAAAACUUCCUGAUUUUGCAAUUGAUCAAAGGAAAAAAUUAAUUAAUGAAACCAACGAAUUUUUUAAAAAGUACAAUUUAAAUCUUAAAAUUGAGCAUUUGCCUAUUAAUAUUCCAGAUGAUUUAAAAUUACUUAUUCAAAAGAAAAAAAAAAUUGUAAAUAUAAUAAAUGAUUACAAAAAUGAAAUAAAGUUAAAAAAGGAAAACUUAAAAAAAGAAGAAAAAUCUGUCAAAUUAAAAAAUAAAAAUGAAAGCGGAAUAUCAAAAGAAGUGGCUGUAGAUGAAGAACAACCAAAUCUUUUGAAUACAAAAACUGAAGCAGAUAUAAGUAAAGAUGAAAAUAAAAAUGAAGUUAAAAAAAUUAAUAUUUUAGAGAAUCAAAACAAUUCAGUGAAUGAUAUUAACUUAAAUUAUUAUAAAAACAAUGAAAUUAAAAAUGAUAAUAUGAGUGAAAUAGAUAAAAAAAAGGAUUAUGAUAUUAAUAAUUGUGAAACAGUUAUUGAUGAAAAUGAGUUAUCUUUCAUUUCAGAACAAAAGAGUAAUGUUAUAAAUAAUGAAAUGAAUUACUUGCAUGAUAAUUUGGAAGAGGAAGAGGAAAAAAAAAAUGACAAAAAUCCAGUAAAAAGAAAAAGAAAAAUUGAAAAAAAAUAUGAAAAAAAUAGAUGUUACGACAAUUUAAAUUAUUUAAGUGAUAGCACUAAGGAUGUUUUGGAAAAGGAAUAUAAAAAAUUUUUGAAUUUAUUCGAAAAAAUGAAUCAAAAUGAAAAUAAAGAAGAAGAUUUUAAAAGCGAAGAUAUCAAUGAAAUUAAAAAUAAUAACGAAAAUAAAAUAAGUAAUGAAUUCGAAAAUGAUACAAUAAAUAACAGAACUACUGAUGAAGUGAAAAAUGAUAUGAAUGUUAAUGUAGAUAAUAAUCCUAGCAAUAAAAGAAAAAAUAUUAAAAGUAAGUUCAUACAUAAUCUAAUAAACGAUUUAACAGCUAAUAAUAAUGAAGAAGAAAACUAUAUGAAAUACAAAAAGAUAAAAAAUGAAGAAUUAAAAUACAAAAAGUUAAAAGAAGUAAUAACAGAAAUUAAAAUAAAAGAGAAAAAAAUUGAUGUAAUUUUAAGUAGUAGCUUAAAUUUUUUUAAAUAUUCAAAUAUAUACAGACAUCGUCAUUUUUUACAUGAAAAAAUGUUAAUUAAUUGGAGUUAUGUAGAGAAUUUAAUUAAUAAAAAGAAUGAUAUUAGAAAUAGAAAUUUACCUUUUCAGCUGUUAGAAUUGGACAAAAGAUUGUUAGAAAAUAUACAAAAUAGUUAUGAUGAUAUAUUGUUAGAUGAUUUUUCAGGUAUUAUAAUUACUUUAAAUACUAAUUCCUUUACUACGGCUGUUGAUGGUAAUUCUAUUCAUAUAUCAAAAAUAAUAUGUGGUUGCUUAAUUGAAUAUUUAAAUACAUCCGAAUUAAAUAUCAAAUCUAUUUGGGCUCAUCCAUUUUUGAGUGCAAAAUCAACUUAUUAUAUUCUGUGUGCAUUUUUACCAAGAGUUAUUUUAGAAGCAUUUUUAAAUAAUAAUAUAUGCUCUGAAAAUAAAAUUGUAUGUAAUCAAUUAAUGAAUCCAACUAACCAUAAAGAACAUAUUAUUCAAAAAAAUGUAAUUAAUGAAAUUAAGGAAAUAGAUAAACAAAAAAAAAAAAAGAAAAUUAGUUUUUAUGAUAAGUUGCAUCAAAUUCAAGAUAAGAAAAAAAAUCCAGAAGAUAAUUAUUUUAGUAAUUUUGCAGCUUAUCAAUAUCCAUCUACUUUUUUUUUAAAUUUUAACAAAAAAUGCGCCUCUCUUUUAAAUAAUUCCUCCAAUAAUGUUGAUGAUAAUACUAACAAAACUACUAAUGAUAUUAAAGAAACUAAUGAUGAUGAAGUAUAUAUAAAUGGUAAAAAAAAUAAUGAAAUAAAUAAAAAUAAGGAUAAUAAUGAAACCUCUUAUAAAUUCUUGUACAUAAUUUUUAGUGAUAUUGACAUAUUUCCAAGACAAUGUUAUUUAUUACUUUGUUCAUAUAAAUAUAUGUGUUUAAACAUGCAUUAUGAUACAGAUAAUUAUUUUUUUCAUUACGAUAUAAAUUUAAAAAAUGUUCAAAAAGAAAAUAUUGGAAAAAAUACUGAACUAUCCAAUAAUUGCUCAUGUACUUCUAUAAAAAAUUGUGCUUCUGAUUUGGAGGAGUCUUGUGAACGUAUUAUAGGCUGUAGUGAACUAUAUAUGUAUUAUAUGAUUCCAAAAAAAGAAGAAAGAGAAAGUUUAGGAUUACUUAAAAGAAAAGGUUGGAGAGAUUUAAUUUCAAAUACCUUUUAUGAGGAUAUAAAAGAAAAUAUUUCUAGUAUAAUAAAAAUUAGAACUAAUAUAAAUAAUUUAUAUGAUCAUAUUUCUAUGCAGAAUAAAAUAUAUGAAAAACAUUAUACAUCAAAUUAUAUAAAUAAAUAUGAGUGGUGUGGAUUAAAAUUAAAAGAUAUCCGCAAUAUGAUUAAUGAAGAUUUCAAUUUUGAAUCACCAAAAAAAAAAUAA
Molecule: messenger RNA, 4350 nt
Organism: Plasmodium gallinaceum
Lineage: Eukaryota; Apicomplexa; Aconoidasida; Haemosporida; Plasmodiidae
Product: conserved Plasmodium protein, unknown function
Exons: 2
Coding region: 1-4350 (1449 amino acids)
Source: RefSeq, a predicted model, not a curated record